CAAUCGACGAAGAAGCCGACCAAGCGAACCAGCGAGCGCCAUUCAAGAGCACUGCGAGCCCCAAACAAACCGCUUACAAAGUGUUGUGCCGCCGAACCGAACGGACGUGCUUCUAACCGAGCGCUGCUCAUCUCAUCAGACAGCAGUUGGCAAUAUACAUCUUCUACAUUGCUAGUGAAACCUUUAAUUGCAAGGAAGCGAAGUUUUGUUGGAUGGUUGUUGUGCAAGUGUCCGACCGGAAGCAAGUGAAGUGAUUUGCAUCAUAUCACAAGUGUAAAUUUUAGUAAGGUGCAAGCGUAAGCAAAGAUACAACAGCGCGUGAUCGUGAAAAAGUUUUGAAAGCGGCUACGACGGGGAAGCCAGACAACAAAGGCGCAAGUUGCAUGUUACAGUGAACUGUGCUGUGAGCAUCAAGAAGAAAAGCAUAUCACAAUCAGACCGUAGUUUUACGUGAAGUUUACUUGUAAAAGUGAAGCAAGUGAUUAAAGAGAGAGAGAGAGAGAGCAGAGAAAAAAAACGGGCAAGACUUUGCCGUUCAAGACAGCCAGACGGACGUGUGUCCUUAACCGGAAGUUACAAAAGCUGAGAACAAAUUGACGUGACUGUGUGUGGCUAAGUGAGUGGAAAACAGAAAAAAACCCAAAAUGGAAAACACAGCCGCCGUUUUACUGUCGCCACCGGCAACGCCACCGUUACAGGAUACCAGCCAGCAGCAGGAGCAGGACCAGCAGCAGCACCAGGACGAAAUGUUGAAGACAAACAAUGCCCUGCGUCAGGCACUGAAGCGGAAGCUGGAAAAUGCAGCCGAAAAAUCAUCCAACGGCAGCUUCGUCACACCGAACCAUUCGGACGCGUCAGAGGAUGAGUCGGAUCUGCCACCGCGCAAGCGUCAGUACGUGCGUAAUCCGGAUCAGCUGGAAUCGCACGCCGCUCUGCAGAAACAGCUGCAUCAACUGCACCAACAACAACAGCAUCAACAGCAGCAACAGCAACAACAACAGUUGCUAAACGGUUCCGGUGCUCCAACACCACCACCGUCGGAGUUUUCCGGCUCGGAGGACGAAACUACCAAGUCGGGUGCGGACGAGGAGCGCUGCUACUUCCAGACAGCGGAAACGCCCCAACGCGAAAGUGUUAUCAUGCGCAUCAACAAGGACGGGUCGUGCACGAAGUCGGCUGCAUCGGAAGAGGCCGCGGCAAACGGUGCCGACGGUACGGUGACGGGUGGAGCACUGAACAUAUUCCGCAGCUACAAGUUUAAGAUGGGACCCCGGAUGUCACCGCCACCUCCGACCGCCGCACCAGCUCCAUCCACUGCGCCCGUAUGCUCUACGCCGGAACGAUCGUGUACAGACGGUGCGGAAGACUUGCGGCAACAGAGCACAGCCGCUGCCAGUAAGACGACGUCCGCUGCAGUAUUCAGUUCCAGCUCGAACGGCGGCAAGCGUAAGAAGAAGGAUUCGAGCUCGUCGGCCGCUUCGUUCCUCAGCCAACCAAUCCUGCCGAAGGGGUUGCCCACCGCAUCCAACCUCGGUCACCAGCCAGCCACCCUUCCUGUGAUAGCGCCCAAGAUCAGUACCGCCCCGGCUACCGCGGCCCAAUUCAUUCUGGCCACCCAGAACGGUUACAUCAUUGUCCCGCAGCAAAUGUCGCACAAUCUGCUCGUAGCAACCGCUCCGACCGUGCCAGCCAGCGAAACGGUGCGCUCCGCCAAGGCUCACCCCACUACCGUACCGACGACAGUCAGGAACGACGGCAAGGGUGAACCAGCGGUGGAACAACAGCGCCAGCAGUCGGCAACAUCUGCUGCUGGUCCGAAACCGGAACGGCGCCGUAUCUACGAGUGUGACCAUCCCAACUGUGGCAAGAAUUACUUCAAGUCGAGCCAUCUGAAGGCGCACCAGCGUAUCCACACCGGCGAACGGCCGUUCAACUGCAAGUGGCCCGACUGUGGCCGCCGGUUUUCGCGCUCGGAUGAGCUGUCCCGCCACAAGCGCACGCACACCGGCGAGAAGAAGUUCGUCUGCCACGUGUGCGAACGACGGUUCAUGCGUAGCGAUCAUCUGUCGAAGCACGUCAAGCGUCACAACAAGGACACUAGCCGAACUUCGUCGUCAUCGUCCACUACCGGACGGCGUACGGUGGCCAGUGCGACGCCCGCCUCCUCCGGUACGCAAUCCCCUGCCAUCCUGCCGGCCGAAGUGAGUAUGCGAUCGGCGGCGGCGGCAGCCGCACUGUACCAUCAACAUCAUCACCAGCUAGCGGCCGUAUACCAACCGGCGCAUCCGUUCGCUUCCGUGCAGCCAGCAUCGGUAUACUAAACUGGUCCAGAGCUCACGUAAAUCUUCUGUGUCAUAAUAUGCGCUGCGCCGGGAGCAAUUACCGUGCGGGAAGCAAUCAUUCCAACAACCGGGGACCGAUUGCCCUCGAUCGAGCAGGAUCGAGCAGGAUCGAGCAGGGAAGCGUAGCACAGGAAAAGCUCCUCGCAGCAAAGUAAAGUAGGGUCGUCGUUUCAAACACUGUUCGUGAUUUUUCGCCCUAUUUCUCCCAAGUUAGGUUUAAACAAUUCUGCGUGUGGGCGCCGCGAAGCGUCCGUGCGCCCACUAUCUGUGAUCGUUUUUUCUUACACAAACAGAGGAAAAAAAAAUACGGGAAAACCCAGCUACUAAGCAAGCAAGCAAGCGGGCGGAAAAAUCCUUACCCCGGCGCUUUAGCGUUUAUUAAACUCUCUCUUUAUCUUAUCACAAUCACUACUAAAGCUAGUAUCUAGACAUUAGGGGGAAAGGGCCAGGGAUGAUUAGUGGGUGGGUGAAGCGUGAAAGUCUCAGCAACGGGAGAGGAUAUAAUUAUACCACAGAAAGCACAGGGAAUGGUCUGAGGGUGCCGAGACUGUGCUCGGCUCGCAAGGAGAGAAGAAAUCAGCACUACAAAGGAGAACAGAAAAGAAGACUCACAAUAUUUGGUUCUACUGUCUGUUGUAAGAUAAUGUUUAAUUAAUGUGUUUUAUUUUUUGUUUCUUGUUUUAUUUUCUGUUUCUUUGUGAUUAUUACAUUAUUAUGCACUAGUUACACACAUCGAUUCAGAGAGAGAGAGAGAGAGAGAGAGAGAGAGAGAGAGAGAGAGUUCGAAGGCGAUGUUUAAAGAAAAGUGUGCAAGAAAUGCAAAAGCCUAGCAUUACAUUACCUUAAUAGCAUGUGCGGGGUCGUGCUGUGAACAUGCGCUCCCCCACCAGCCCUGUGAAGCAUUGUUUGGUUCGUAAAGGUUUUCGUUAAUUUAUUUUAGUCCUUAAUCGUUCUAGCCGUUAAAAAUUGCCACUGUAAGACAAACGCGUUGUAUGCACCUUAGCAAGAGAGCUGCAAAUGAGGAAAGAAGCGAACAGACAGAAGAAGAGUGAGAAAGUAAUUAACGAUCAAAGGAGAUUACAGAAAAGAUCAAUCAAGUGUUAAACGAUACUAGCAAAUACCUGUAAUAUCUACAUAAAAUGCCAAACUGGGCUGAAAAGAAUUCAAAUUCGGUCCUCUGCUCUGUAACUGUCCAACCGGACAGCUAGAGACACAAAACAGACAAACAAAUCAAUGCAAUUGCAAGAGCAACACAACAAAACCCAGUAAUAUACAUUCUUCUGAUCGAUCUAAAAACAAA
Molecule: messenger RNA, 3642 nt
Organism: Anopheles stephensi (Asian malaria mosquito)
Lineage: Eukaryota; Metazoa; Arthropoda; Insecta; Diptera; Culicidae
Gene: cbt
Product: dendritic arbor reduction protein 1
Exons: 2
Coding region: 645-2321 (558 amino acids)
Biological process (GO): regulation of transcription by RNA polymerase II
Molecular function (GO): DNA-binding transcription factor activity, RNA polymerase II-specific; RNA polymerase II cis-regulatory region sequence-specific DNA binding
Source: RefSeq, a predicted model, not a curated record